AUGACUAGUUCCAAGCCUUCAGAGCCUUCCAAAGAGUAUGCAAAGAUAUAUUCGCGACGCGAAGAACUUAUAAAGCAAGAGUCGUCACUGAAAAGAGAAUACACCACCAUGCUGCGAAAAUUGGCGAGCGUUACCACGGUGCUUCAAGAGCUGGAAAACGAUCCUCGAGUUUCUGAGCGAGUGAUUUCGGAAGCAUCUAUUCUGAAAAUCCCAGAUCUAAAACAGUACUUGAGUUUGAUCGAAGAGCUUGAUAACAAGGCUCCCGAAGACAUCGAAAUUCCAGAAUUUCUUCAAGAGUCGUACACACUCUAUAAGAAUGCCCCCCUGCUGUACAAGGACCUGUGA
Messenger RNA from Lachancea nothofagi CBS 11611, 345 nucleotides. Lineage: Eukaryota; Fungi; Ascomycota; Saccharomycetes; Saccharomycetales; Saccharomycetaceae. The record is from the annotation of a GenBank genome assembly.